Messenger RNA from Rubroshorea leprosula, 882 nucleotides. NCBI's taxonomy places the organism in Eukaryota, Viridiplantae, Streptophyta, Magnoliopsida, Malvales, Dipterocarpaceae. The record is from the annotation of a GenBank genome assembly.
AAACCUUCGUAAAGCCGCCGCUUCUGUUCAAAGCACAAAAUCGCCGGCGAGGAGGAAUUCUCCGAUAUUGUGUCUCAUAGUUUGUGGGAGCGAAAAGGGAGUGCAAAAGCAAACUCCUUUCUACUAAUUUAUAGCUUUUUUGGGGUUUACAAUCAGCUCAAUAAAGGAAAUUCCGGAGAGGACAAAGCGAGAGCUUUCCAGUACUUUGAGAAGCUUAAAGUUCAUGCAGAGGGCAGCUCAGAAAGAAGAGAAAACUAAAAAAGAAGAAGAGAUCAAGCCUGAUAGUAGAGGCACCGUUAAGAAUAAAUGUGUGGUCAUUAUGGAAGGGGAUCCCCAUCCAGGAGCAACCAUUGGGCGUAUGUCAUUUUAAAGUUUCAACCCUUCUAUUGAUGUAAGGAUGCAAGUCAAGUGGCCUGAGAAUUCUUUUACCAUGGACAAAAUUCACCUUCCAUGCUCUGCUGGCUUCUGCUGCUCUCAUGUGAAAGUCCUGUCUUUUUGUUGGUAGAAACUGAAUGAACAAGCUUUAAACAUUGGUCAGCCUGACAGCUCGUGGAAGAACUUUGAGUAGAGAAAAUGGAUCUUCACCUGAUGGGGGCCAAGCGCUCAAAAGCUGAUUCAGAGAAUUGUAAAACCAAUGGAGCGCCUAAAAGAAAACAAUCUGGUGUAGCUUCUGAACCACAACGUUCAAGCAAAUCACCAGAAGAUGAUCAAGGUGUUCAAUCAUCACCAAGCAGAAGCAAAGCCUCCUCACAUAAGCAACCAAAGCGCGAGAAGCUGGGUUGGAAUGUCCUUAGAUCACCAAAGCCACAAAAAAGGUGAGAGAUUAAUUAUACUGUCCAUUGUGAGUAACUCUUUCCUUCUUAGCCUUUAUAUGUAACCUUA